CAAAAUAAUAACAAUCCUAAUAAAUUUCAAUCACAAACACGGGGAUCAGGGAUCGUUAAAAGAGAAAAACACCUAAACAAUCACGAAGACUUAAAUUUUCAUCAUUCUUUCGGCCCACAACAGCCAGAAUGACACAAAACAAUUUCCUUCCGUAUCUUAAAGUGUGCACAAAAUAUGGCGUGUUAAGAUUGUUAAUAGAUACCGGAGCCAAUAAAAAUUAUUUAUCUCCAGAUGUUGUACCUACUGAAAUUAUGCAAAAUGGACCCGCUUCAAAAGUGAAAAACAUUUACGGAACUUUCAAUAUAAACAAACAUGUGUUUAUAAAUAUGUUUCCGGAAAUUUUAGAAAAACCCCAGAAAUUUAAAAUUUUUAAAUUCCACGAAUAUUUCCAUGGCCUCAUCGGUUAUGAAACCAUGGUAGACCUUGGUGUCGUUAUUGAUACGGCGGCCAAUAAUAUCAUCGUGAAUGGAUAUACGUUUUCUUUACAUAAAAAAUAUCCAGACGCGAUUAUUGUAAAUUUCCAUGAACACCAGUCAGCAGUUCAUAAAAUAACAGUACCCGUGUGCCAGGGGGACUUUGUUUUGAAUAACGACGUGGAAGUAGCCGAGGAUGUCUUUAUUCCGUCUGGUUUAUACUACGCGUCCAAUUUCAAAACGUGUGUUCCACUGAUUAACAUUAAACGGGACACCAAACAGUGUAGACUAUUUGCCAACUAUGUGGAUGCUAUCUCCAUGCAUAUGGAAAUAGACAAUUUUGAGCUUAUAAAACAAAGGAAAGAGUUUAGGGGUUCUCAUAAAAUUGAAUCAAAUUUAAGACUCGAACACCUCAAUCAUGAGGAGAAAUCCAAAUUAUUAAAAGUUCUAUCGAAAUACGAUGUCUUUUACGAAGAAGGCACCGAUUUGACUUUUACGAACGUAGUCAAACAUCGGAUCAGAACUACAGAUGACAUUCCAGUAUAUACGAAAAGUUAUAGAUACCCUUUCAUACACAGAGAAGAGGUCCAAAAACAAAUUAAUGAAAUGCUUGAACAAGGUAUUAUUCGUCCUAGUUCAUCUCCAUGGUGUUCACCGAUUUGGAUAGUUCCAAAAAAGGUGGAUGCUUCAGGAAAGCAAAAGUGGCGCCUGGUAGUAGACUACCGUAAACUCAAUGAGAAAACGGUUGACGACAGGUACCCUUUGCCUAACAUUACUGACAUCCUAGAUAAACUUGGAAGAUGCCAGUACUUCACUACAUUAGAUUUAAAAUCUGGUUUCCACCAAGUGGAGGUUCACCCGGAUGAUAUUCCGAAAACUGCAUUUUCGGUUGAGCACGGUUUAUACGAAUAUCUGCGUAUGCCAUUUGGGCUACGUAACGCACCUCGUACCUUGAUGAGGUUGCUUGAUCAUGUUCUCCGUGAUCUUGUAGGAAAUUGUUGCUUAGUUUAUAUGGAUGAUAUAAUCAUCUAUUCAACAUCUCUACAAGAACAUUUAGAGAGCAUCGAAAAAGUUUUUAAGGCAUUGCAAAAUGUCAAUUUGAAAAUUCAACUCGAUAAGAGUGAAUUUUUAAAGAAAGAAGUUGGAUUUUUAGGCCACAUAGUAACUGAAAACGGCGUCAAACCCAAUGCUGAUAAGAUUAAAGCUAUUCAGAAUUGGCCGGUUCCUAGGAAUCAAAAAGAACUAAAAGGAUUUUUAGGUAUUCUUGGUUACUACAGAAAAUGGGACACUAUUGGAACGAUCUGGAAAUGGAUUGCUGGGACUCCGGACGCCGCAGACCUUCAAGUCAUCAACAGUACCAUGAACGACCUCAUUGAUCAAAACAAUCAACAAUUUAAAGUUAACGAGAACAUCGACAAGCGUAUUCAGCACCUGACUAACGCCAUCAAGGAAGUUAUGUUACAAGCGAAUUUCAACAAAAUUAUGGUAAAUGACAUUGAAAUCAUCACCGCAAUUAUGAAUACAGACAUUCUGAACAAAAUGCUCGAAGACAUCCAAGAUGCCAUCAUGUUAUCGAAAUUAUCGAUAACACAUAACAGAAUAUUGUCGAUUCGAGAAAUUUUGGCGAUCAGAGAGUUAAUCCAGGAUCAAGGAGUAAACUUAAAUCUGCCCGAUGAAGCUUUACAGUUUGUCACACCAAAGUUUGUAACCAGCUCUAAAAUGCUUCUGUACCUUAUGCACGUUCCGUUACUGGAAAACUCGACAACAUCGGAUAUUAUGCGAAUUUUUCCACUCGUAACAAAUAACCGCAUUUUGUACCAAUACCCAACGCACAUCUUGAAAACCGCCAGUAAAUUGUACAUUACUGAAAAACCAGACAAUUUUGUUCAGAAAGCAGCCUAUCUAAAAGAACUUAAUGAUGAAUGCUUAGCAUCCCUCAUUGAUGGAAAACAAACCACUUGCCGUUAUGUGGUACAGAAUGAGACAUCCAAGGAACUUAUUAAUGAUAAUACGAUAUUGAUCAGAAAUGCAAAAGAUCAGACGCUAGAAUCAACUUGUGGUCCAGAUAACAGAACCAUAAAUGGAAAUGUUCUCAUUUCAUUCACCAAUUGUACCGUUAUAUUCGACAGAGAAAACUUUACGAACAACGAACUUGAAAAUCCAAUCGAUAUCAUCGAAAGAGCUUUCCACAAUUUAAAAAUCAAUUGGAAACAACACAAAUUAUAUGAAUUGGAGAAAAUUAAUGCUGAAACUAUUUCUAACCGGAAAAGGCUUGAUCACGUUUACCUGCAACAAUACCACCUGGAUUUGAGAUUUUGGAAAUUGAUCGGAAGCUUCUCGUUCAUUGGCACUGCAACGGGAGGGGGUAGUUAUCGACAGGUUGACGGAAGCGCAACACAAAUUAGCAGAAACACUGGCUUCCCUAGAAACAGCGACAACAUCAUCAGCACCAUCUUAGCUGAUUCGACAAUUAAUCGUUCCCAGGACUACGUGACCGGACGGUGGGGCAUCGGAUUGCAGAACCAACGUGUGAACGGGAGUUGUGCAGUGAAAGAUAAUGUUGAAUAA
Molecule: messenger RNA, 2981 nt
Organism: Uranotaenia lowii
Lineage: Eukaryota; Metazoa; Arthropoda; Insecta; Diptera; Culicidae
Exons: 3
Coding region: 129-2981 (950 amino acids)
Source: RefSeq, a predicted model, not a curated record